This is a messenger RNA of Rotaria sp. Silwood2, 1404 nucleotides long. NCBI's taxonomy places the organism in Eukaryota, Metazoa, Rotifera, Eurotatoria, Philodinida, Philodinidae. The record is from the annotation of a GenBank genome assembly.
AUGAAAAAAGCCAUACAUUCAGUUAAAAUUGGUUUGAUUCAACGAAUAUCUGCAUCUGCACAUCCAAAUGAUUAUGAAUUAACUUCUGAUAUUGAACCCAGUUCAAUUCAUCAGUCAACUAGAAAACAGGCUCUUGGGAGACGAAUUAGUAAAAGUGCUAUUUCUCAACUUGAAGUUAAUCAAAAGAAACACAUUUCAACACUUGAAACACAUAAAGAUGUUCGUCUAAAUUAUAUUGCAGAAACAUGUAAUGAAAAUCAACAUCAUUCAAAAAUUUCUAGCUCAUCGUCGCCUCCAUUAUCUCCUCAUCUUCAAAAAAAUAUAAAACCGACUCAAGAACAAUCAGUAAUUACAAGCAAUCUUCAUCAAAUACCUACUACAUCAAAAUGGUCAACAAGGAAGAAAGUUUUAGUAGGUAUUUCAACAUUUUUGACAAUCGCUACUCUUAUUACAGUUGCCACUGUUCUUGCUGUUUUACUCACGAAAUCCAAAGAAACAAGUACAACAACUACUACUGCAUCCACUGUGAAUGUUUCUGCAUAUUGGAGUUUCGAUAAUACACUGGUCGAUUCAUAUGGUAUUUAUAACGGUCAACCAAUAAAUAGUCCAACAUAUGCUUCUUCGACUAAUCUGCCAUAUGUAGGACACGGUCAAGCACUUUACUUUAAUUCAGCAUCGAAUCAAUCAGUUCUGGUUUCAACUCCUUAUUUUAAUUUAAGUUAUACAAGUUUUACUAUUGAAGCUUGGAUUUAUCCUAGUUCGCUUACAAAUGAUCGCGGGAUAUUUGACAAAGAAAAGUAUCGCCGUGGUCUUUAUAGUUCACUUUCGUCAGUGCAUCAACAACAAUUUGAUUCAUUGAAACCUGAUAGUCAACAAAAGAAUUUAAAUUUAAUAAGUGUGCAAGAAGGUGAAACAUUUAUUGAAGAUGAUGAUGUUGUUAUUGAUGAAGGUAAUAUUUGCUGUUAUCUUGAGAUGUUGAUAGAGAUAACUAAAGGCUACAGUCAGAUGAUGCAGAUGGAUGAUCCAGAUGCACAUGAAGAAGUUUAUCCAUUAUCUAGAUAUUCACCUGAAACUCAACUAAAAAUGAAAAUAGUUCUGUUUAUUCGACAUGCGAAUAUAAAUAAAACAAAAAGCAGUGCUUUACUUAAUCUAAUUCGAGGAAUAUCCGCGAUAGAAAUUCCAAAUAAUUGUGAUAGACUUUGGAAUGAUUUAAAUGUGAAAUUUUCAUAUAAAACAAUAAUCUACUGUUCAUCAUGUUUUAAAAAAUUACAACAUAUUAAACAAAGAUGUUUCAAUGAUGAAUAUCAAAAUCAAAUGCACAAAAUUAAUUCAGAAUUAAUAUUAUUUGAUGUUGCUGAUGAAAUUCAUUCAAUUGCUAUUAAAAAUUAUCAUCUUAUAAAAUAG